GACACUGUGCGCCUCCCUUGGAGCUUCCAUCCAAUGACAUGCCAGUCGCGUUCGUGUCCUUUUUGCUGCAUCAUCCAAUCUUAUCGCCUCCUUCCUUCGUUUCCUCUUCUACGAAUCUCGACUUCGGAUCGUGCAGCUGUCGCUGAUUAGAUAUCCGUCUUCUUUCCCUUUCUUCUUUUCUCUCCUUCGCCUCUUUCACUUGUCCAGUCCAGGGCCAUCAUGGCGCUCAACGUCUUCCGUGUUGCGGGGGAUUUCUCGCAUCUGGCGAGUAUCCUCAUACUGCUGCACAAGAUGGUGCAGCUCAAGAGCUGCUCCGGCAUCUCUUUCAAGUCGCAAGGGCUCUACCUCCUCGUCUACCUCACCAGAUACCUCGACCUCUUCUCGACCGACAGCAUCUACAACCUCGUCUUCAAGAUCCUCUUCAUCGGCUCGCAGGGUUACAUCAUCUACCUCAUGACCAACGCCUACAAGCCCACCAACGCCGCCAACCUCGACACCUUCCGCGUGCAGUACCUCCUGGCCGGCGCUGCCGUUCUCGCCAUCCUCUUCCCCGUCAAGUACACGCCGUCCGAGAUCCUCUGGGCCUUUUCCAUCUGGCUCGAGUCUGUGGCCAUCCUCCCGCAGCUGUUUAUGUUGCAGCGCACCGGCGAGGCCGAGACCAUCACGACCCAUUACCUCUUCGCCCUCGGCAGCUACCGCGCGCUCUACAUCCCGAACUGGAUCUACCGCUACCUUGCCGAUCCCAAGUAUAAGGUUGAUUGGAUCGCCAUCAUCGCCGGUAUCAUCCAGACGAUCCUCUACAGCGACUUUUUCUACAUCUACUACACCAAGGUUCUCAAGGGCAAGAAGUUCAAGCUGCCUGUGUAAGAGAGACAAGUGAUGGUUUGACAUGCGGCGUUGCACGGAACAAGCCAUCAGCAGUAUGCUUAGGGGAUGACGUGACGACAGCUUCACGGUAGAAGGGGGCCAGGAUUCUGCUUGCCACGGGGAAAGCGGGAGUGGCACGGCUACGACAAUCUACAGGAUCGAUCCAGUCUUUUUUUCCGGGGGGCAUUGAUUGCAUUGGCGGCGUUUGAUGGUAAUGCUCGGUUUGACGGCAGUAAGGGAAUGGGCGUCAUCUCUACAUGUGAGGAUUCCAUGAGUUUGGGCCACGUACGUUGUGGAUGAAAAAAAAAUUAGAAGGCAGUCAAUUGAAUGUGUUUGAU
Molecule: messenger RNA, 1205 nt
Organism: Trichoderma citrinoviride
Lineage: Eukaryota; Fungi; Ascomycota; Sordariomycetes; Hypocreales; Hypocreaceae
Product: ER lumen protein retention receptor
Exons: 5
Coding region: 220-867 (215 amino acids)
Biological process (GO): protein retention in ER lumen; endoplasmic reticulum to Golgi vesicle-mediated transport
Cellular component (GO): cis-Golgi network; endoplasmic reticulum; membrane
Molecular function (GO): ER lumen protein retrieval receptor activity
Source: RefSeq, a predicted model, not a curated record